Molecule: messenger RNA, 1390 nt
Organism: Phyllostomus discolor (pale spear-nosed bat)
Lineage: Eukaryota; Metazoa; Chordata; Mammalia; Chiroptera; Phyllostomidae
Gene: IL21
Product: interleukin 21
Exons: 5
Coding region: 125-673 (182 amino acids)
Biological process (GO): immune response; positive regulation of natural killer cell mediated cytotoxicity
Cellular component (GO): extracellular region
Molecular function (GO): cytokine receptor binding
Source: RefSeq, a predicted model, not a curated record
AUCCCUGCCCCCACGCGCCAGCGCACGCACACCUAGCCAGUGGAAAAGAAAAAGGGUUACUCACCUCCAUCCACUCGACGAAGAUUUCCAGGCGGCGAUGGGAGGGCGUUAGCUCUCCUGAAGGAUGAAUAAAUACGCAGCCCUGCUGGCAGCCUGCUCACAGUCAGGUCGAGGUGGAAGGGCAGCCCGAGGUCUGGCUCUCCCGGCGCCUGCGAGACCCCGUCCCAGCACCAUGCACGGCAUAGCCAUCUGCCUGAUGGUCCUCUUCUCAGGGACAGUGGCCCGCAAGCCUGGCCUGCAGGGGCAGGAUCGCCUCUUGGUCAGACUGCGCCAACUUAUUGAUGUUGUUGAUCAGCUGAAAAAUUACGUGAAUGACUUGGACCCUGAAUUUCUGCCAGCUCCAGAAGAUGUGAAGAAACACUGUGAGCGAUCAGCAUUUUCCUGUUUCCAGAAGGUCCAGCUGAAGUCGGCAAACGCAGGAGACAGCGAGCAGACAAUCAGCCUGUUGACCAAACAGCUGACGCGGACACUGCCCCCCACCAGCUCGGGGAGAAGACAGAAACAGAGACAAGUGUGCCCUUCAUGUGAUUCCUAUGAGAAAAAACCGCCCAAAGAGUUCCUAGAAAGACUGAAGUCGCUCAUCCAAAAGAUGAUCCACCAGCACCUCUCCUAGAGCCCGGGAGGGGAGCUUCCCGAGGCCCCGCGGCAGCUGGACACUAGGGGACACGCUCUACCACGGCAGCGAGACGCACUUCUGGCACUCCACACGCAGGGGCACGGCACUCCAGUGAGCGGAGGGGAACUCAGACCAGGUUCAAAGUCGGGAUUGUUUCCCCCUCGUCACUGUGUCAUGCUUCAGUUCAGUCCACGUGGUCUGUGUUUGUCCAACUUGAAAAAACCGCCUACUCAUCAGAAUCUGGUUUCCUAUGUUACGGAUUUCUAUGACUUCUAAAAUUUGUGCUUACUGGCCCAACUAUCACAUUUCUUGGUUAGGCAGAGGCUUAAAAUUUUUAACCAAAAAUACAGCUUGGGCAUUUAUCGAUCUUCUAUUAACUUUGAUUGUGUUUACCACAAGAAUGAGGCCUCUUAUAAUCAUAACCUAGAAGUUACACACCUUUGUUCAAGCUGGAAUAGAGAGAAGCGUGGGGUCAGAAUGGACAGUCGAAGGAAGUCUUUAGUUGCCUAAUGGAAUGAAAACGGAGUGUUUAGAAACGUGCACCUGAAGAGUUUACUUUCUAUCACAGAAUGUCUAACAUGUAAAUGUAUAAUUUAUUUAUGUGCCAGGGGGUCUCUUUACCAGAUGGCUACACAAAAAGUCUCACUUCCUUAUUGGGAUAUAUCAAAUAUUUAAAUAGCGUAGAUAUGAAUGUAUUUAUGAAAUGGACUCUUU